Molecule: messenger RNA, 1755 nt
Organism: Nymphalis io (European peacock)
Lineage: Eukaryota; Metazoa; Arthropoda; Insecta; Lepidoptera; Nymphalidae
Gene: l(2)37Bb
Product: FAD-dependent oxidoreductase domain-containing protein 1
Exons: 6
Coding region: 326-1717 (463 amino acids)
Cellular component (GO): cytoplasm
Molecular function (GO): oxidoreductase activity
Source: RefSeq, a predicted model, not a curated record
CUAAUAAGAGUAUGUAGUACCUAACAACCUAACUAAUAUAUAGACAACUCACACCCGUGAUAGAGAAUAGCAAUCAUAUAGCGAUUAUGAAAUGAACAGAUGUAAAGAAAGAGAAAAAUCGUAUAUAAUUACUGCUUCGGUAUGUAAUUGAUUAGUCGAUUGACGUAAAUUAAAAGAAAAAGUACCUAUAAUAAGCAUAAGAUUAUCUUCGUGUUGAAGUUCUAUCCUAGUGUUGAAAUAUAAACUUAUAGAUUUAAUUAAGCUUUUAAAUUAAACAAAAAGAUAUGCUAUUUAUGAAGUAUAAAGGACAAUUCUAAGAAUAACCAUGAAUUUUUCGAGAACUUUAUUUAAACGUAUUCAAAAGAAUAUUGUUCAUUCCAAUCGGAAUUAUGCUAAGUCUGUUAAUCCAUUUACAAGAACGUGGGGUAUGAUAAAUGAUGAAAUAAAAUCAGGCUUUAAACAAAAGUCUGAUUAUCCUGAACAUGCAGAUGUUGUUAUAAUAGGAGGUGGUUUUAUAGGAUCUUCUGUAGCAUAUUGGCUUAAAAGUAGAGCAGGUGAGGGAUUAUCUGUCGCUGUCAUAGAAAAAAACACUACAUAUGAAAUGUGUCAGAAUAUGCAUUCCCAUGGAAUUCUCACUCAACAUUAUUCUCUACCUGAGAAUAUUUAUUUAUCACAAUAUAGUGCAGAUUUUUUGAGAAAUAUAAAAAAUAACUUGAAAGAAGAUGUGGAUCUACAAUUCAAACCACAUGGUACUUUAACCCUUGCGAGUGAAAAGUAUGCUUCCAAUUUGGAGGAAAAUGUUUCACUGCUAAAAGAAUAUGGUAUAAGUAACAAAUUACUCACAGCUGAAGAAAUACAGAGAAUGUAUCCUUGGAUUAACACAUCAGACAUUAAAUUAGGUUGUAUUAGUAAAGAAUCCGAAGGUGUGUUCAACUCACAAAAUUUGUUAAAAGGAUUAAUACAAAAAUCACAAGAACUAGGUGCUACUUAUUUAAAAUCUGAAAUAAUUGAUUUUGAAAUGAAUCCUCAACAAGACGUUUUAAUGGAAGGUGUCGCACCAGGGUCAUUUAAAAAAAUUAAUAGACUAUUGUACAGAACUGAGGAUAAUCAAGAAAUCUUUCUAAAGUUUGCAGUUUGUGUCAUAGCUGCUGGUUCUGAUUCAGAAACUAUAGCAAAAUUAGCAAAUAUUGGGACAGGUGGUGGUCUAUUAUCUGUGCCUUUGCCAAUUGAAAAGCGGACUUAUAAUGUAUACUCAAUAGAAAAUGAAGGUAACGAAAUGUCAUUUGGCUUAAAUAUGCCUUACAUAAUGGAUACAAGUGGUUUAUGGAUGAAAAGAGAUGGACUUCGAAAAAAAUUAAUAUGUGGGCAAAUACCUCCUAUAAAACAUGACACUAGUAUAUCUGACAGUGAUGUUUUUUACUCUUCAUUGCACAAUAGAUACCCAGACUGUGUUAAUUCUAAGGUAAAAACUAUUUCAACUGAUUUUAUUGAUUGCAAUACCUAUGAUGAUACUGGAAUUUUGGGCCCCCAUCCAUACCACACAAAUCUAUUUUUUGCAACAGGAUUUAGCAGACAAGGAGUUCAACAUUCUCCAGGAAUUGGUAGAGCUGUUGCAGAAUUAAUUAUAGAUUGUCAGUUCACAACAAUUGAUCUAUCAAGAUUUGGGUUUGAUAGAAUAUUAAUAGAUGAACCUUUAAUAGAGUCUAAUGUGUAUUAAAAUAUUACAUUAAUAAUAAAAUAAAACAUUACAAUUAA